Suillus clintonianus is the source of this 1341-nucleotide messenger RNA. RefSeq lists its product as uncharacterized. Lineage: Eukaryota; Fungi; Basidiomycota; Agaricomycetes; Boletales; Suillaceae. The coding region runs from base 406 to 1269 and encodes 287 amino acids. The transcript has 15 exons. The record is from RefSeq and is a predicted model, not a curated record.
CAUACACAGGAUCGACAACCUUCACAGUCCAUAAAUGUUAUCCUUAGACCGAGGAAGCGGUUCACUGUAUCCCGAAUGCAUGCAGUAUCGUAGAGAAUGACGCGUUCUCCGAUGUACCCUCGGAAGAGACGCCUCCAACCCUGACGCUAUCGUUCAUCCAUACAGGUACAUCAACACUAUGAAAUGACUGCUAACCAUUCCUGUAUCUUCAUACGGAUGAGAACGUGUUAGCAUCCUUUAGUCUGCUUUACACUGGAAUAUAUAUCAGGUGGCUGUGUGAUUAGGUUUAAUUAUACGUCAACUUUAGGCUCGAAUGCUGUCCCCAAUAUCAUAUUUACAUCACACUCGUAAGAGAUAAGAAGGUGUGUGGUGCGUACAAUAAUCCUGUUUCUUCACUCAUCGAACAUGGAGUAUUCGGCGGACGAUAUCGCAGUGGCUACGAGUCUGCAGCUAUUAGCGUACCUAUACGCCUCGAUCGCGACGUUCUGGACCUAUGAUUAUGCUUGUUCACUUCAUGAAGAGUGGAAAUUCCUUGUCCGGUCGCGCUGGACCAAAGUAAAAGCUCUCUAUAUCAUUACACGAUAUCUCCCAUUUGGUCUCAUCACCAUGUACCUAUGUCUGAAUUUCACCCUGAACGAGAGCCCCAACAAAUGCCGGACUUUAAUCAAUAUUUACUCAUCUUUCUGCCAGAUAUCACUCAUCUGCUCUGAAUGCAUUUUUGUGCUCAGAACAUAUGUGCUCUGGAACAACAAUAGGGUCGUACUCGUAGGCAUGCUGUCCGCCAUCUUUGCUGUUAUCGUAACAUCCACCAGCAUUCGUUUUACCGCUGUUGCCACCUCAUAUGUUACGACUAGCGCGGUACCAGGAAUCCUAGGCUGCUACUGGAGCAUGAGCAGUACCCGAUACUUCAUAUCGUUUAUCCUCUUGUUUGUGUUUCAACUGGUACUGGUCUCCCUCACACUUGUACGUGUCAUACAGAGCUGGCGGUUGGCUAAGGGCCAUCUUCAUGAUAUCCUGUUGAAGCACAACAUAUAUUACUAUGUAUGCGGUCUUUUUCUCUCAGCCGUGAACUUUCUCGUGCCGAUACUAUUAUCCGAUUCCGCAUACUAUACCGUCCUCGAAGACUUUCAGGUCUUUAUCCUUGCGAUCCUCGCCACGCGCAUGCACCUCUAUCUCUGGCAUGUCGACCGGGACGUGCACGGCUCUGACGCCCUCAUAUGCAUUUCUAUGUCCGACAUGUCAUUUACAAACCCAAACCGUACAGUGUGACGUCUCAUCGUGGCAUACUCGUCGUUGGUGGAGUGAUGUUUUGGCUACGAGAUGACUGGUCGGGGUGGCUUG